CACAUAGCUGUCGGCCAUGGGCAGGAAGUUGGAUCCCACCAAUAAAGUUAAGCGAGGGCCAGGACGAAAGGCCAGGAAGCAGAAGGGGGCAGAGACCGAGCUCGUCAAGUUCCUAGCGGAUGAGGAGACUGGGCCGAAAAGACUAUCAAGCAGAGCAAGGAAACGUGCAGCGAAGAGAAGUCAAGCCUCUAACCAACAUAAAGAAGAGGCUGAAACAGAGCAGGCAAAAAAAGGGUUCACAGAUGAGAACAGCGAGUGGUUGAAACCAGCCAAGCGUAAGCGACCUGUUGACGAAUCAGAAGGAGAGGAUGACAGUGACACUGAUUGGGAGGAGGAGGAAGAUUUGGAAGAGGGGGAGGGAGCAGAAAUGGAACAAGGAGAUGGCAAUGAAGACGAAGAUGAUGAUGAUGAUGAUGAUGAAAUGGUUGACGACUAUGGAGCAAUGGAAGACAGCAGUGAAGGAGAAGAGGAUGAUGGGGAAGCAGGCAGUGAUGGAGAGGAGCUGCUCCCCAUUGAGCGUGCUGCCAGGAAGCAGAAGAAGCUGCAGGAGGCCAUGGAGGAGGACAGCGAAGAGGAAGAGGAAGACGAGGAGGAGGAGGAGAGCGGGGAUGAACAUGCAGACGCUGAUGAAGAUGAUACUGUACAGGCCAAUAUUGAUGAGGUGGACAGGUUCAAGCUGCCAGGAGCUGAGGAGAGAGAGAAAGAGGGACUCCUGCCUUUAGAUCUGAAGUCCAUCUACCAGCGAAUAAAGGACAACGUGGAUGUCCUGUCCAACUUCGCCAGCAAAAGAGAAGAGGGGAAGGAGAGGGGAGAGUAUCUUUCCCUUCUGAAAAAGGACCUGUGCACAUACUACAGCUAUAACGCCUUCCUCAUUGAGAAACUGCUAGACAUCUUUCCAGUGUCUGAGUUGAUUGAUUUCCUGGAGGCCAAUGAGAUUCAGCGACCAGUUACCAUUCGAACGAACACCCUCAAGACCAGGAGGCGGGACUUGGCACAGGCUCUGAUCAACAGAGGAGUGAAUCUUGACCCUUUAGGAAAGUGGUCAAAAGUGGGUCUGGUCAUCUUUGACUCCUCGGUGCCUAUAGGUGCAACACCGGAGUACCUUGCUGGCCAUUACAUGCUGCAGGGAGCCUCUAGCCUGUUACCUGUAAUGGCGCUCUCUCCCCAGGAGGGGGAGUCUGUGCUGGACAUGAGUUCUGCACCAGGGGGCAAGACCACAUAUAUGGCUCAGCUCAUGAGGAAUACGGGCGUAAUUGUGGCUAAUGACGCAAGUGCGGACAGACUGAAGAGUGUGGUGGGUAACAUCCAUCGCCUGGGUGUCACCAACACAGUCAUCUGCAAUUACGACGGCAGGCAGUUCCCCAAGGUGAUGGGCGGGUUUGAUCGUGUACUGUUGGACGCUCCAUGCUCUGGAACUGGGGUCAUAUCUAAAGAUCCGGCUGUGAAAACCAGUAAGGAUGAGGCCGAUAUCCAACGCUCUGCUCACUUACAGAAAGAGCUCAUUCUUUCAGCCAUUGACUCUCUCAAUGCAGAGUCUGCGACAGGAGGUUAUUUGGUCUAUUGCACCUGUUCCAUCAUGGUGGAAGAGAAUGAGUGGGUGGUCGACUAUGCUCUGAAGAAGAGGAAUGUCAAAUUGGUGCCCACUGGCUUGGACUUUGGGAAGGAGGGGUUCACAAGGUUCAAAGAACGCCGGUUCCAUCCCUCACUUCGCCUUGCAAGACGAUUCUACCCCCAUUCCCACAACAUGGAUGGUUUCUUUGUGGCAAAACUGAAGAAAUUCUCCAACACAGUCCCAACCACACCUGCUGGUCAGAAUGCAGAAGAAGACAAAGUACCCGCGGAGACAGAAACACCUGCUCCCUCUAAACAGAGCCCUACAAAACCAGAGCCAAAGGUCAAGGCCAAGAAACAGCCCCCUGUCAAAGGAGACGUUUCAAAGGAGAAAAUAGAAAGUAACGGAAAUGUUGCAAAAACCGUCACCAAAAAACCUGCAGCUGUCUUAAAAGAGAAAAAAGAUAAACGGAAGAAGCCCAAGGUUGCCAAGGAAGGUGAAGGAGAGGCAAAAGAAGCUGUAGUAGAGGAGAAAAAGGAGGGGAGCAAGUUUGAGAAGAAAGCAGGUAAAAAGAUGAGAAAAAAUCCCAUGAAGAAAAAGAAUAGAAUGGGGAAGAAUAAGUUCAAGAAGUUUAAGAAGAUGAUGCAGAAAGAUGUUUGAGAAGGAGGUGUGACCACGAAAUGUAUCAGGAUAGAGGUGGAGCUGGAGAGCGAGAAAAAGAGCAUGGAUCUCUACCAAACCAGGGGUAGAGAGCGGCAGAAGAGAACGACCAGACUGCACUGGACGUUUCAGCAGUGUUUCCAUGGACAUAUUUUUAAAGCCUACAAUCCAUAACAAUACA
Megalops cyprinoides (Indo-Pacific tarpon) is the source of this 2393-nucleotide messenger RNA. RefSeq names its product NOP2 nucleolar protein homolog (yeast) (gene nop2). Gene Ontology annotation, molecular function: RNA binding; rRNA (cytosine-C5-)-methyltransferase activity. The transcript has 15 exons. The record is from RefSeq and is a predicted model, not a curated record. Bases 17 to 2212 code for a protein of 731 amino acids. Gene Ontology annotation, biological process: rRNA base methylation; maturation of LSU-rRNA. Gene Ontology annotation, cellular component: nucleolus. Lineage: Eukaryota; Metazoa; Chordata; Actinopteri; Elopiformes; Megalopidae.